CUUUCUACGCGGGCUGGGUGUCCGGUAUAGAAACGUCUUGUUAAUGACUCGCAUUUCCCCGCCCUCCAGUCGCCUAAUGCCAAAACAAAAAGGAAUGCAGAAUGGGGCUUUUUUUUCGAUAGUGAAGGAGGCAGCAAGUGGCGAUUGAUGCGUGGUCCUUUCUCUUGUUUAUUGCCUUCCGCUCGCCUUCUCUCUCUCCUUUCCUCCGUAUGAGUGAGUGGGAGAGGGAGAAAAGACGAGCGUUAGGACUCGGGGGAAAUCUCCCCCCUUUCGCUUUUUCAAUCAGCUUGUCUUCUUCCUCAGAGCAGGGAUAGCUGAGGUUUCAGCCGCGUUCGGGAGAUUUGCUCCAGUCCCAACUCUCCGGGUUUAUCAAUGCAAGGGAUGUUUGCAGGACGCCCGGAGAACCUGCUCUUCUGCUGCUAUUGCCGCGGGAAGGGCAUAUGAACUCCCUCAAAGAAUGACUAGGAUUGCUACGUUUGCCAUUCUCUUGCAGCUGUUGCAAAGAACUCGGGGACAAGUCUUUGCAGGUGGUUGUUCGUUUGAUGAACAUUACAGUAACUGUGGUUAUAGCGUGGCACUAGGGACCAAUGGAUUUACUUGGGAGCAGAUUAAUACCUGGGAAAAACCAACAAUGGAUCCAGCUGUCCCUACUGGCUCCUUCAUGAUGGUGAAUAGUUCUGGGAGGGCAUCUGGGCAAAAGGCCCACUUGCUUUUACCAACACUGAAGGAAAAUGAUACACACUGCAUUGAUUUCCAUUACUACUUGUCCAGUCGUGACCGUUCUAGUCCUGGAUCCUUGAAUGUUUAUGUAAAAGUGAAUGGUGGACCUCAAGGCAACCCUAUCUGGAAUGUCUCUGGGCUUGUUACAGAAGGUUGGGUGAAAGCAGAGCUUGCUAUCAGUACUUUCUGGCCGCACUUUUAUCAGGUCAUAUUUGAAUCGGUUUCUUUGAAGGGGCACCCCGGGUACAUAGCUGUGGAUGAAGUCAGAGUCCUUGCUCAUCCAUGCAGAAAAGCUCCUCACUUCCUGCGGCUGCAAAAUGUGGAGGUUAAUGUUGGGCAGAAUGCAACAUUCCAGUGCAUUGCAGGAGGAAAGUGGUCUCAGCAUGACAAAUUGUGGCUACAGCAGUGGAAUGGAAGAGACACAGCAUUAAUGGUCACCAGAGUUGUCAACCAUAGACGGUUUUCUGCUACUGUCAGUGUAGCUGAUACAUCCCAACGCAGUAUCAGUAAAUACCGAUGUGUAAUCCGUUCUGAUGGUGGCUCAGGAGUUUCAAACUAUGCAGAAUUAAUAGUGAAAGAACCACCCACUCCUAUUGCUCCUCCAGAACUUCUAGCAGUUGGAGCGACAUACCUGUGGAUCAAACCAAAUGCCAACUCCAUCAUUGGUGAUGGGCCCAUCAUCCUGAAAGAGGUAGAAUACCGUACAACCAAUGGAAAUUGGGCCGAAACCCACAUUGUGGAUUCUCCCAAUUACAAGUUAUGGCAUCUUGACCCUGAUGUGGAAUAUGAGAUCAGAGUGCUUCUUACCCGUCCUGGAGAAGGGGGUACUGGACCCCCUGGGCCUCCUCUCACAACAAGAACGAAAUGUGCUGAUCCAGUCCAUGGUCCUCAGAAUGUAGAGGUUGUAGACAUCCGAUCACGUCAGUUGACUUUGCAAUGGGAACCUUUUGGUUAUGCUGUGACUCGUUGUCACAGCUAUAACUUGACAGUUCAUUACCAGUACCUAUUCAACCAGCAGAAAUAUGAAGCAGAGGAACUAAUUCAGACAUCAUCACAUUACACGUUGCGAGGAUUACGCCCCUUCAUGACCAUCCGAUUGCGGUUGGCUCUUUCAAAUCCAGAGGGAAAGAUGGAGAGUGAAGAAUUGGUGGUGCAGACAGAAGAGGAUGUUCCUGGAACUGUUCCCCUUGAAUCUAUUCAGGGAGGACCCUUUGAAGAGAAGAUCUAUGUUCAGUGGAAACAACCAAAUGAAACCAAUGGAAUAAUUACCCUCUAUGAGAUUACCUACAAGGCUGUUGGAUCUCUAGAUCCUACUGCUGACUUGUUGAACCAGAGAGGAAAAGUCUUCAAAUUAAGGAAUGAAACUCACCACCUCUUUGUAGGGUUAUACCCAGGAACUACCUAUUCAUUCACCAUUAAAGCCAGCACAGUAAAGGGUUUUGGACCUCCCAUCACCACACGGAUUGCAACUAAAAUUUCAGCCCCAUCAAUGCCAGAAUAUGAUUCUGACACCCCUCUGAAUGAAACAGAGACCACCAUUACAAUCAUGCUGAAGCCUGCACAGUCUCGUGGUGCACCGGUCAGUGUCUACCAGCUUGUUGUAAAAGAAGAACGGCCACAGAAAUCACGAAGAGCUGCAGACAUCAUUGAAUGUUUCUCUGUUCCAGUGAGCUACAAAAAUGCUUCAAGUCUUGACUCCCCCCAUUACUUUGCAGCUGAGUUGAAGCCAGUCAAUCUUCCAGUUACACAGCCUUUCACAGUGGGAGACAACAAAACCUACAAUGGCUAUUGGAAUGCUCCACUUUCACCAUUGAAAAGCUACAGCAUUUACUUUCAGGCUCUUAGUAAAGCAAAUGGGGAAAUCAAAAUAAAUUGUGUCCGGCUAGCCACCAAAGGAGCUUCUACACAGAAUUCUAAUGUGGUGGAACCAGAAAAACAGGUUGAUAAUACAGUGAAAAUGGCUGGAGUUAUAGCUGGUCUUCUGAUGUUUGUUAUUAUACUUUUGGGAGCAAUGCUUACAAUCAAAAGGAGGACCGGUGCAAUAGAUCCAAGAAGAAAUGCAUAUUCCUACUCCUAUUACUUGAAACUAGCCAAAAAGCAAAAAGAGACCCAAAGCAGCAGUCAACGAGAAAUGGGGCCUGUUGCUGCUUCAGACAAGACUGCUACAAAAAGUGCCACUCAUAAUGAAGACACUUUCACUUCAGGCUGCCAAGAUAUUAAUGGAUUCAACAAUAGCCAUGGGGAGAUGACUCAACCGACCCUGACAAUCCAGACCCAUCCCUAUCGAAGCUGUGACCCAGUGGAAAUGUCCUAUCCCAGGGGACAGUUCCAGCCAGCAAUCCGAGUGGCCGACUUGUUGCAGCACAUCACUCAGAUGAAACGGGGACAGGGCUAUGGAUUUAAAGAGGAGUAUGAGGCUCUACCUGAAGGGCAGACUGCAUCUUGGGACACCGCCAAAGAAGAUGAAAACCGCAAUAAGAAUAGAUAUGGCAACAUCAUCUCCUAUGAUCACUCCAGGGUGAGACUGCAAUUACUAGAUGGAGAUCCUCAUUCAGAUUAUAUUAAUGCAAAUUAUAUUGAUGGAUACCAUCGGCCUCACCACUACAUUGCAACUCAAGGGCCAAUGCAAGAGACAGUGAAGGAUUUUUGGAGGAUGAUCUGGCAGGAGAAUUCAGCAAGUGUUGUCAUGGUCACCAACCUAGUGGAAGUUGGCAGGGUGAAGUGUGUCAGAUACUGGCCUGAUGACACAGAAGUCUACGGAGAUAUCAAAGUGACCUUAAUUGAAACAGAACCAUUGGCAGAAUAUGUCAUACGUACUUUUACAGUCCAAAAGAAAGGCUACCAUGAGAUUCGAGAAAUUCGUCAAUUUCACUUCACUAGCUGGCCAGACCAUGGAGUUCCUUGUUACGCUACAGGUCUCUUGGGCUUUGUUCGACAAGUGAAGUUUCUCAACCCACCAGAUGCAGGGCCUAUUGUUGUGCACUGCAGUGCCGGUGCUGGGAGAACAGGGUGCUUUAUUGCCAUAGACAUCAUGCUUGACAUGGCAGAAAAUGAAGGUGUGGUGGAUAUAUUUAAUUGUGUGAGAGAGUUGCGAUCCCAGAGAGUUAACUUGGUGCAGACAGAGGAGCAGUAUGUGUUUGUUCAUGAUGCCAUUCUGGAAGCGUGCCUUUGUGGCAACACUGCCAUUCCUGUUUGUGAAUUCAGAUCUAUAUACUACAACAUCAGCAGAUUGGAUCCACAGACAAAUUCCAGUCAGAUAAAAGAUGAAUUUCAGACCCUUAAUAUUGUUACUCCUCGAGUACGUCCAGAAGAUUGCAGCAUUGGGCUUUUGCCAAGGAAUCAUGAUAAGAAUCGCUGCAUGGAUGUACUUCCUUUGGAUCGGUGCCUCCCCUUCCUUAUUUCUGUUGAUGGAGAAUCAAGCAACUAUAUUAAUGCUGCACUCAUGGAUAGCCACAAGCAACCUGCUGCCUUUAUAGUUACUCAGCAUCCAUUGCCCAACACUGGAGCUGAUUUCUGGAGGCUUGUGUUUGAUUACAACUGUUCUUCUGUUGUGAUGCUGAAUGAAAUGGAUGCUGCUCAACUUUGUAUGCAGUACUGGCCAGAGAAGACAUCUUGCUGUUAUGGGCCAAUCCAAGUGGAAUUUGUCUCUGCUGACAUAGAUGAGGAUAUUAUUAAUCGGAUAUUUCGGAUCUGCAACAUGGCAAGGCCGCAAGAUGGGUACCGUAUUGUUCAACACUUGCAGUAUAUUGGCUGGCCAGCAUAUAGAGACACUCCUCCUUCUAAGCGCUCUCUCCUGAAAGUGGUCAGGCGGUUGGAAAAAUGGCAGGAGCAAUAUGAUGGGCGAGAUGGUCGGACUGUGGUUCAUUGCCUGAAUGGUGGUGGCCGCAGUGGCACCUUCUGUGCCAUAUGUAGUGUAUGUGAAAUGAUCCAGCAGCAAAAUAUCAUUGAUGUAUUUCACAUAGUGAAAACCUUACGGAACAACAAGUCCAACAUGGUGGAGACUUUGGAACAAUAUAAAUUUGUAUAUGAGGUUGCACUGGAAUACUUAAGUUCAUUUUAGCUCAUCAGGGCAGGGAGCUAAAAAAUGCCUAAAGCUUUGAUGUUUGAAGGACACUGGUUCCCCACUUUACUUCAGAGGAGUAAUGGGCUAAAGCAUAUAUAGCUCUUCAUCCUUGAAUGAGAAAUCAGGUCAGAGCUGAAUGCCGGAGGAGAGAUCUGCUGCCAUCUGUUUUUAGAACAUUCUUGCCUUUUAAGCAACCUACUAUGGCAAAGCAAAAGGCAGGGUGGAAUAUUCUGCUUUCUAAUCCCUUCUGACUGCUUCUCCCUAUCAUUUUGGAUGUGUCUUUUUUUUUUCCUCCCUUGAUGCAAACAGGAGUGUGUGUGUGUGUGUGUGUGUGUGUGUGUUUGUAUGUGUGUAUAAAAUAUCAGCUCCACUUUCUGUGUUUCUACAAAUCCUCACUUUUUUUAAUUUCCUAUAUAAGCCAUUUUGCAUUAAAGGGAAGCUUCAUUAAACACAUGUUUGGCUUUCAGCAGAGCAAGCCUUUGUGUUAAGUUUUUCACAUGAAAAAGCCACCAUCAUAAAUGUGUGAUUUUUCUGUCAGCUCCUAUUGUCUUAAAAGCCAGCUAUGGAAUGAAGAAGCUGCAAGUUAAUUUUCUGCCUUGAUUAAUACACAAUGCUACUAGAUUUUGAAUGUUCUGCAUGGAUUGGUUAAAUCUUAAUGAUUCCUAUCAGCUGCAGUGCUGGUGAAGCAACUCUACAAAAUUGCACCUCCCAGCAAAGUACAUUGAGGUCACUCUGAAAUUAUCUUCAUGUUUCAAAUUAUUGUUCCUUUGCUUGGUAAUGAAGUUGAUUUCAUUUUAUCAUAAGUAUUUAGUUGUAUGCAAUGUACAUUUACAAAUGGAGUAAAUUGAAGGACAGGCUUAAAAUAUGUACCUUGGAGAUUAUUCUACCAUCUACACAGUCAAGAUCUGAUAUGUUAUAUGAAAUCAUAUAGUUGAUGGACUCAUUACAUGCCUCAUUAACUGAUGCGGUAGAAAACAGUGUUCUGAAAAAUCACAGGAAUGGGUGAUUGCAACUUCAUACCUUCUGAUGAACUGCAUUUUUAUGUAAGAUGUUAACGUAUAUGAGUUUACAAGUUAGGCUGGCCAAUCACAUUACCCAAACAAGGGACAUAAUGAUAAGCCUUUGAUUGUGAGAUGAAGGAAGAAAUAAGAAUAAUGUUCAUUAACCCAUGUGUUAGCUGUCUUUUCUGUAAAAGGUACUUUAUGGUAUAUUAUAAACUUACUCUCUUGCCUCAUAAUAACUACUGCAGCAACAAUAUUUUUUAAAAAUUAAUUUUGUAAAAGAAACUAGCCAGUAAUGUUAUGCCUCAUUUUCAAAAUCACAAUAGUUUUGUCUUUGAGAGGAAAGAUUUGGGGCACUUUAUGGGAAAAGGGAUCAAUGUUUUCUGUUAAAACUUAAGAAACAUUUUUCAGAAAUGAACACAAGAUCAUUGUCUUCUUUGCCUCAAGUCAACAACUGCAUUUUGAAAUAUGUAGAAACUGGAUAAUAUGAAAUUGCCAGAUUUUGUUUUAUUAUGAAACUGUCACUUGUUGAAAUGAUAUACCGGUAGCAGUUAUACAUUGGUAUUUUUAAACAUUUAGCUAUCCUUAAUUUAGUCAUUCCUCUUAAAAGAAAAAAGAGCCUCAAGCAUGGAAUUAAUGCAACCAUACACCUCUCCCAGAUAAGAAAUCUGUGAAGAAUGUGACAACUAAAAUUAGCUCAUAAGGUUUUUUUUUUAAAGUGUAGUAUCUCUCAGUAACUUUCUUCAAUGUGUGUUCAUGCCAUUCCCAAUUUGGAGAACCAACUACAUAUUAUAUUGUAUGAAUAAUAGGUAGCUGAUUCUUGUGCCUUUAGACUAAUGCAAAAGAACAAGGGGUUAGCUAAACUCUAUCCCCCCGCAAAAAAAGGAAUUUAACACUGAUUAUCACCAUAGAUUUCUUUCCUUACAAAUGCCUACAUCAUAUAUUUAGAGCACCUAUAUGCAGAAAUAGAAAUAUGGUAUUUCUCACUGAUAUCUGCAUUACACUUGUUCAUUAAACUGAUCUUGUCACAAGACUACUUAUACCUAUGAUUUUUUUUUAACGUCUUAUGCAUGUACAUAGUUGAUCUUGCUGAUGCUGAAAGAUUAUAAAGGGUCAGAUUGGGGUAGUAUUUAUGUGAAUCUAUAAAGAAAUUUUAGGGCUAUAAUCUAGAAUGAGAAGUAAAAAAUAGUAUUCUGCAGGCAUACAAUGACAAAUCACUUUAAUAUUACAGUCAAGACAACUAUGCCGUUAUGUCCAUGUAGUCGUCAAAGAUAGAGGUUUUGAAAGCAAUAUUAAUCUUUUUUUAUCAUAAUAGGCAGACUAUAAAUGAUUAGUGUAGCUAGUGUCUUAGUUUCAUUCUUAAUUUGAAAGUGGAGAAAUGUAUUUGAUUAUAUAUAGUUGGAAGUGGGGAAGUGAGAGAAGUCCAUUUCAAGUUAGGCAGAUUAAGCAUCUCAGAUAAAGAAGUCGGCACAAUCAGUGGGCUAUUUCUUGGUGCAACGCACAAAACAAGGCAAAAGCAAAUAGAAUUUAAAAUUUGACAUAAAAACAGGAAAAAAAGCAUUCAAUCAUGAAAGAAGAAGCCUGGAAUCAACACACACCAAAUCUUAGUUGAAAAACAGCUAAUAAUUAUGGAAGAGAAGAGUGUUUUGAUUAGUUGGUUGGUUGUCAAUGCAAACAGAUUGGAACUUAUUCUGUUGUGAUCCCUGCAUGGGUAUUUCCAUUUCUUUAUAUACUUUUUUUUCAAAUAAAAAUAAAGAUAAUAGGAAAAUUAUAGGGAAAGGAAUGAAGGGGGAAAUAGAAGUGUAGAGCAAAGAGGGGGGAAAAAGCAUUGACUUUCAACUUUGUUUAGCACAAUAAAGUACAAAAUAGAAUUACAGUUUCAACUUUUUAUGUUAGGAACUUAACAAGUACUAACCAUUUCUAUAAUAACAAACUAGAUGAAUUAGCAAAACUGAAAGUCAAAAGUUCAUUUUUUUUCUGUCUCAAGAACAAAGUUUAGAAACAGUUUCCAAGAAGAAACAGAAAUGGGUGUAUUCUUUUUUCUAAGGAAAACAGUCACUUUUCUAAUCUCUGCUAGUUUUGUCACUUUUUCAGGCUUCUGUAUAAUUUUAUAGGAUUCUGGUAUACACAAGGAUGCACAUAAAUUGGGUUUAAUUCUCCUUCUGCCCCACAUUGAAAAACGUUGUCUCAAAGCUAUUCUUGUUUCCAAUACAGCUAUAUGUAUAUAUUACAUAUAUACACAUAAUCACAUCCGUAACAAAAAUUGACAUCAGGAAGUGGGAUUUGUAAUAUCUUUGUAAAUAUUUAAAGUACCCAUUUUGAUCCUAAAUCUUGUUAUGUUAAAAGAAAAUUUCAAAUAUAUAGCAAAAAUGUCCUAUUUUGUUUGGCUUAUUUUUGGGGGGUCAGUAAGAAGGAUUCCUUUCCUUUAAGAUAUUUCUUCUAGUUGUUUCAGGAAUAACCAGGUAUUACAUGCAUUGAUUUUUGACAUUUGAAAUAUAAUGUUAAUUUCCAUUUUGAAAAAUAAAAAGGCAAAACAGCAAUAGCUACAAAACAUUAUAAUUUAAUAGGCACCUUUAAUUAAUUAUCUUUUUUGCUCUCUAGACAUAUUUUUGCAAGUUCACCAGCAUGAUAAAACUAUUAAAAUGUGAUAAAAGAAUUUCUGCUCCAAAUGUGCAAAUAAAUAAGGGAGAAGCAGCUAUAAAAGUGGUAGUAUCUGAAGCUACACAUGAAGUUCUCAAGGAAAUGUGAAAUGCUUCAGUGACAAAGGGUACUUAAUUUCAAGCAAGGCUGCUAUUUGUGUGUGGCAGUAUUUUCAUUUCAGAUAAUCUUGAUUACUGAGGAAUCUUCAUUGCUACUUUAACAGAAUAAUAGAAUAACAGAGUUGGAAGGGACUUUGGAGGUUUUCUAGUCCAACCCCCUGCUUAAGCAGGAAAUCCUACUGUAUACCAUUUUAGAGAAAUAAUUGUCCAAUCUCUUCUGAAAAACCUCCAUUGUUGAAGCACCUACAAUUUCUGGAGGCAAGUUGUUCCACUGAUUAAUUGUUCUGUUUCUCCUUAG
This is a messenger RNA of Crotalus tigris (Tiger rattlesnake), 8841 nucleotides long. It is a transcript of the gene PTPRT, whose product is annotated as protein tyrosine phosphatase receptor type T. Gene Ontology annotation, biological process: protein dephosphorylation. The coding region runs from base 458 to 4780 and encodes 1440 amino acids. Gene Ontology annotation, cellular component: membrane. Gene Ontology annotation, molecular function: protein tyrosine phosphatase activity; protein binding. The record is from RefSeq and is a predicted model, not a curated record. Lineage: Eukaryota; Metazoa; Chordata; Lepidosauria; Squamata; Viperidae. The transcript is spliced from 32 exons.